Molecule: messenger RNA, 2590 nt
Organism: Cucurbitaria berberidis CBS 394.84
Lineage: Eukaryota; Fungi; Ascomycota; Dothideomycetes; Pleosporales; Cucurbitariaceae
Product: actin-like ATPase domain-containing protein
Exons: 5
Coding region: 289-2490 (733 amino acids)
Molecular function (GO): ATP-dependent protein folding chaperone; ATP binding
Source: RefSeq, a predicted model, not a curated record
CUGCUGUCUGUGUGUACCCCUCGUCGUGACUUCGUCGCAGGCAAGCGUGGCAGUCAAGACAGCGUCUCCUGCUCAGGUACGACGACUCGGAGCGCCCUGUCGUAUUCUCGUCGACUCGAGCACCUCUAUUCACCUGCUCGGCGACUGCGCCUCUCGUUGGCGGCGACGCCCAUAGCCCUGCUGCUCCGUGUCGACGUUGCCCAGCUCGACUGUCAGCCGCAGCAGCUCUCCCAAUUUACUCGACUGUACCCCACCCAUAUCUUCAGCCCGACUCCUCUCCCCAACUGAAUGAAUUCCAUGAAUGCCCGUUUCAAGAACCUAGUGGGUUCGAAACGAAAGAGUUCCUCACACAAUCCCUCUCCUUCUCCCCAAGGCGGCGUCCCCCCCACCGGCCAGCAGCGACCGACGUCGCUUUCGCCCCAAGCCUCGAAUUCCAGCAGCUCGUCGCUCCCCAUGAAUCCGCAAAACCCUCUGGGCCGCCCGCCCUCGUACACAUAUGCUCCCCCGGGUGGUCUGGGAGCCCCGCAGCAGCAACACGGCCGCCCCGCGAGCCCUCUCCCGCCCAUCAACACGGGCGCACCAGGCUACCCGCCUCAACAACAGGCCAUGGGCUACCCGCCCCAGGCUGGCCCGCCUGGAUACCCUCCGCAGGCGCCUCCACCAGGAGGCCAGUAUGGCCAGGGAGGAUAUGGCGCACCACCGCAAGCGCCUGCCCCUCAUGGGCCACCCGCAACCUACAACAGGCCAGGAGGCAUGGCAGAGGUAGCAGGCGAGGGCCGCUCCAAGGCGCAGCUCAUUGUUGGUAUCGACUUUGGCACCACUUUCUCUGGCGUCGCAUUCGCAUUCGCUACCAACACCGAAGCCAAGGAGGACAUCAUCACCGAGUGGCCUGGCGCGGGAAACCAGACGAAGCAAAAGAUUCCCACCGUGCUCUACUAUGACCAGUACCAGAAAGUUGUGGGAUGGGGCCCAGAUAUCGCUGACGCGCUGGCCCCCACUGGCUACCCCAAGCCUGGUGUGCAAAAGGUCGAAUGGUUCAAGCUGCAGCUGAUGCUGUCUGGCAACACCUACAUUGACCCCAUCAAUCUGCCCCCGCUACCACCUGGCAAGUCCGAAAUCGAUGUCGCAGCCGACUACCUCUUCCACCUUCGGCAGGCAAUGCGAAACCAGCUCCAGAAGACGCUAGGUGAAGUGUUCAACCGAGAGGAGCGCAACAUCCGGUACUAUCUGACCGUACCUGCGAUCUGGAACGAUGCUGGAAAGGCUGCAACACGUACCGCAGCCAUCCAGGCUGGCUUUCUUCGCGACGAAAAUGACAACAGGCUAACUCUCAUUACCGAGCCUGAAGCUGCUGCCAUGUUUUGCUCAAAGACUGGUCUCCUCAACCUCAAGAUUCAUGACGCUGUUUUGAUUGUCGAUUGCGGUGGUGGUACCGUCGAUUUGAUCGCCUACGAAGUUGAGGAAGAACAGCCCUUCUCCGUGGCCGAGUGCACAGCAGGCUCCGGUGAUUCCUGCGGUUCUACUGCUCUGAACCGAAACUUCAGCAACAUUUUGCGCGCUAAGAUUCGAAAGAUGAAAUUGCCCGACGGUUCCAAGACUGCCGGCAAGGUCUACGCCAAGUGUAUCAUGGAUUUCGAGAACAGGAUAAAGGCCGACUUCCGAAACAAUGGCCAGAAAUGGGCUGUCGAUGUUGGUAUUGAGGCUGAGUUCCCCGAGGCAGGUAUCGAGGAAGGCUACAUGACGUUUACGAACGAGGAGAUUCUACAGUGCUUCGAGCCGGUAGUAAACCGCAUCUUGGAACUUGUAAGGAAUCAGAUCAUCGCUAUUCAGGCACAAAACAGGUCACUACAGAAUGUGCUGGUCGUCGGUGGUUUUGGUGCCUCAGAGUACCUCUUCCAACAGAUCAAGCUUCACGUGCCACCACAAUUCCAGUCCAAGGUCGUCCGUCCAAUGGACUCUGUUGCCGCUAUCGUGAAGGGUGCUGUCACAGCCGGUAUCACUGAGCGUAUUGUCACCCACCGUGUCGCCCGUCGACAUUAUCUCAUGGCUACUCUCCAGCCAUUCAAAGAGGGCCACCACCCUGAACAGUACCGUGUGCCGUCUCUGGAUGGCAAGGAUCGAUGCAAAUACACCCGCCAGAUCUUCGUACAGAAGGGCCAAAGAGUCAAGAUUGGCGAGCCAGUCAAGGUUUCGUUCUUCAGACAAGUCGCGCCCGGUGCAACCCUCAUGUACGAGGACAUCCUAUACGCCUGCGAUGACGACGUGUGCCCAGAGUACACCAAAGAUCCCCGCAUCAAGGAGGUCGUCACCCUCACAUCCGAUCUCUCACGGAAGAACCUCGAAAAGGACUUCGAGCGCAUGGACACGCCCCAGGGAACUUUCUACCGUGUAUACUUCGAUAUCUACCUUACGCUCGACGGCUCGGAAUUCAACGCCGAGCUCGUCUGUCAAGGUGAAGUCAUGGGUCGCUGCACAGCUAGGUUCAGAUAAAACAAAAAGACACACACACACACAUCCAUCAUCUUGCAUAGGGCUACAUGUAAAAAGUUUCUUGUGCGCGACAUAAUUGGGGAUGAGAUUAAUGUAGUGC